This is a messenger RNA of Lutzomyia longipalpis, 2982 nucleotides long. RefSeq names its product bestrophin-4-like. Gene Ontology annotation, molecular function: chloride channel activity. The coding region runs from base 637 to 2712 and encodes 691 amino acids. The record is from RefSeq and is a predicted model, not a curated record. The transcript has 6 exons. NCBI's taxonomy places the organism in Eukaryota, Metazoa, Arthropoda, Insecta, Diptera, Psychodidae.
AAUCGCGACGCUGCGUCAGUUUUCGCGAGAGUUCUCAGCUGUGAGGGUGGCUUUUUGUCGUACAAUCCGCAUUUUCCGGCCUUUAUAGCCUUUGUGCCUGUUGUGUCCCUUCAUGAGGAUGCUGUUGUGUCGUGUAAAAAGUUGAGAAAACAGUGAAGAAACCACCCAAAAUUACGUCAACAACAGGAGUUUUGUGAAAGAAGAAAUUCAUCAAUGAGUCAAAGGCUCGUGAGUUAAAAUUCUUCAACAAUCACCGCAAGUUAAAAAAAUCAUCCGUGAAGGUGUCUUCGUGGUUUUAUCAGCACCUUGAUGUCUCCAGGAAAUUGUAUUUUGUAAUUUAUGUUGAAAUGGAGUGAUAAGAAACCCACGCAGAGUUCAUAAUAUCGUACGAUUAUUAGUUUUGUUGAUUUUGUGUAAAUUUUGGUGGCUUUGAGGGAAGUAAAAGAGCAUCAAACAUCGCUCGCGUGAGUGGCCUAAUCUCGUGACCAGGAAAAGUGUCGUGAGAUGAGUUUAGGAUGCAUCUGCAAGUGUUGAACAUUUCUUGGAUUUAAUUGGAUAAAUUUAGCUGUGCCUUUAGCCUGGGCAAGUAUAGAAAGGACUUCAGGCAACGGACAAAGGAGUUGAGGCUGCAGCAGGAUGACUGUUACGUACACAGCAGAAGUUGCCACAUGCAGAGGAUUUGGAUGCUUCCUCAAGCUCCUACUCAGGUGGCGCGGAAGCAUCUAUAAGCUCGUAUGGUUGGACUUGGUGGCAUUUCUCUCAGCUUACUACAUACUUAGUAUUAUUUAUCGAUUGUUACUCAAUGAGCAGCAGAAAAUAGUUUUCGUUGGUCUGGUUAAGUAUUGUGGUGCCUCAACAAAUCUCAUUCCACUCUCCUUCGUUCUGGGCUUCUAUGUAUCCAUCGUGAUGACACGAUGGUGGAAUCAGUACAUCACAAUUCCCUGGCCAGACUCAAUAGCCGUUCUUGUGAGUGCAAACAUUCACGGACAGGAUGAACGAGGACGUGUAAUACGACGAACUGUGAUGCGAUACGUGUGCCUCUGUCUCACAAUGGUACUAACAAUGAUAUCCCCACGUGUCAAGAAACGUUUCCCAACGUUGGAGCAUCUUGUGGAAGCUGGUCUAUUGACGGACAAUGAACGCGUCAUAAUGGCAGACCUAAAUAUGCGUUUUCCACGACAUUCAAAGCAUUGGAUGCCAAUUGUUUGGGCAGCAAGUAUCGUGACGCGUGCCCGCAAGGAAGGUCUCAUACGAGAUGACUUUGCCGUGAAGACUGUGAUAGAUGAGUUGAAUAAGUUUCGUGGUCAAUGCGGGACUCUCACAUCCUAUGAUAACAUCAGUGUACCCCUUGUGUACACACAAGUAGUCACACUGGCGGUCUAUUCGUAUUUUAUUGCCUCAAUUAUGGCAAGUCAGUGGUAUGAGGAUAAAUUGGUGGGAGAAGGGCAUCUCAAUAAGAUUGAUUUGUACUUCCCCGUCUUCUCGACCCUUCAAUUCUUCUUCUACAUGGGAUGGCUCAAAGUGGCGGAGUCCCUGAUAAAUCCUUUCGGGGAGGAUGAUGAUGAUUUUGAGGUUAAUUGGAUGGUUGAUCGGAAUCUCCAAGUUUCCUACAUGAUUGUCGAUGAGAUGCAUCAUGAGCAUCCGGAAUUGAUGAAGGAUCAGUACUGGGAUGAAGUCUUCCCAGUUGAAUUACCCUACACCGUUGGGGCUGAAGGAUUCCGCGAAGAACAUCCUCAACCGUCAACGGCCAACAUUGAAAUCCCCAAGGCGGCAGCUGAGGUCAUCCCGGUGGUGCCGUCAAAGGCAAAAAUGGAUGAAAUGGUCGGUAAAAAUACGCAAUCGAUCAGUUACAGAUUCCCAGAUCAAAUUGACAGUGAGAUUUUCGAUGACAACGCCAGUGGAAUACACUUCACAGCUGGAAGACGGAAUGAUCCUCGUCAUGGAUCAGCCACGAGCGUGCAUAGCGUUAUGGGGGGAUCAAUGAAGCGCGUUGACACUGUUGCAUCAGCCCUCAAACGUUUCUUCAGCAAAGACGAUGCUCGAUCGAAUCAGAGUGUUGAAGCUGGAGCUUCCACGCGCCUGCCCGCAUCUCCCAGCGGAACUAGCUUGUCCGGGAGUCAGAAGGUCAUCCCAAUGGGCCCCGUUGGAAGUGUUCGGAUCACAGAUCAAGUGAUCGAAGAGGUGGAUGAGCAGUUGACGAUCACAUCGAUGAAGGGACAACCGGAAGUACGUCCAACGGCGGCGAGUCUCUUCGCCACGGGUCCCCCGACUCCCAGUGCCCCCGUGGAUGUGCCCCGUUCAGGUGUUCAGCCCUACACGCGGACACAAUCCGCCGUGGCGCAUGGGGAUCGUGAUAUGGCGCUCGGGGUGGUGAAUCUCGAUGAUAUUCUCAGUACUUCAGCACCCACCGGGCAGUACCAUCGUCCCACCACUCCACCAGGACUCGAUGAGUUCGAUAAAAAGCGCAGUGAGAGCAAGGAGAGUGCCGUCAGCCAAGCAAGCGACAAGAAUCCAGAAAAUCCAACGGACGAUGAGUUUGAAAAAUUACGCUUGGCGCGUGAAAAGGAGCGACAGGAGAGGAAAAAGCAGCUAAUAGCCAGAUCAAUAAGCUCAACCCACCAAGAGGGGGUUGCAAUGAUGGAUGUUGAUGCGAUGUUGGAGCAAAUUGUGGCACAACAGACUUCAACGGAUCGCCAAGAACCGCAUCACUGAGAGUUGUGUCGGUCGGGCAUUUGGAUUGAGUGCACGACCGCCAGUGGGGAGUCCAUCGAUGAUCUCUAAACACGGACCAGUAUUACCACACAUCCCCCCUCCCCUUUCUUCAGCAAAAAUCGAUGGUCAUCUUCCUUUUUUUGUAUUUUUUUUUAACAAAGAUUUUUAGCAAAAAGACGAGGCAAAUGCCAAAAUGUAGUUAAAAAGCCUAGCUAAGCUGCUAAAAAAAAGAUCAUAAAAAUAGAAAAUAAAGAGAAAUUGAUGCUUCUA